AUACCUUUAAUCAGUACACGCUGACAGCUGGAGUAGAUACUUACAAAUUGUGAGGAUGACGGGAUUGACAAAUGCGUUGCUCUUCGGCUGUUUGACUCUGGUUGCGGGGCGUACUAUUACUGUACAUAAAAUUUCACUGUCUUUGACAGAGGAGUCUGAAGAUGCAGACGAACUAAAUGACAUUCUGCCGACCGUUCUCGGCUACUUCGACGUCACUUCCGGUGAACAAUAUGACGAUAUUGUUCAAGGCUGUAUCAAAGGGAAAUGCGAGUUUUGCAAGGAUUUAUAUGGACAUGAGGUCUGCGUGGUAGCAACCUCAGAAAAGGACGCUAUCGUGCUAGAGAUUACUUUUGACAAGAAACAGACGGUGAAAACAGUCGUCAGAGGUCCUAAUCCACCGAAAAUGUGCAAACGAUCCAUACCAGGUAUCCCGGCAGUUAAAGACGUCUGUAUAGAGAUCAAGGACGUUAAUGUUCAGCAAUUAGCCGGUUGCGUCUAUGUCUCCUGGAAGUUUAGAGGCAGACCAAACAUAGUGAAAAUCGGGUGCUUCAAGAUACCAACCAGUGGUGGUGUGAACCAGAUAACAGAAGCUGGGCGGGUGCAGGUUGAAGAACGUGGUACCAGAGCUGAUAACCACGAGUAGACAGUUGUUAUAUUUGAGAGUAUGAAUACGACAGCUUAGAUGCGAAAAUCGAUUCUCCUCAUUCAAUAUUUCAACCUCUUAUAUGCUGGGAAAAUGUUGAAGUAUAUUAUUGACAACUGCAUGUUAGAAUGCUUGUUCUUUAUAUGAGUUAUAUUUAUUCCACACCUUCUUUUUUAUCUCCUUCAAUAAGCGUAUGUGACCGUACUAUAUGUUCCCAUACUGAAUACGGCUUAAGAUAAUAUCAUAACCAUACUGCACGGUAAGAACAGUAAGACCCCCAUGAAUACCAUUAAAGUCGCUUAAGGAUAUUGUACACAUACUGAGCUAUUUUACACAUAUUGUACACAUAUUGAGCCAUUUUACACAUAUUGUACACAUAAUGUACCAAUAUACAAAUAUUGUACACAUAUUGUGCCGUUUUACAAAUAUUGUACACCUAUUGCGCAAUUAUACAAAUGCUGUACACAUAUUGUGCCAUUUUACAUAUAUUAUACAGAAUCCUGUUUGACAACCUUACAUUAAACACUGGCAAAGCG
Messenger RNA from Mercenaria mercenaria, 1179 nucleotides. RefSeq lists its product as uncharacterized. Lineage: Eukaryota; Metazoa; Mollusca; Bivalvia; Venerida; Veneridae. The coding region runs from base 56 to 643 and encodes 195 amino acids. The transcript is spliced from 5 exons. The record is from RefSeq and is a predicted model, not a curated record.